Arvicanthis niloticus (Nile rat) is the source of this 7374-nucleotide messenger RNA. The record is from RefSeq and is a predicted model, not a curated record. NCBI's taxonomy places the organism in Eukaryota, Metazoa, Chordata, Mammalia, Rodentia, Muridae.
UAUAUUGUCCGUGCCUUCAGCAGGGGUGAUUACAUGGGCCGUGUUCAGGAUGUGGGCUGGGCGACUGCAGGACUGGUGAUCUGGGCUGGUACCUGCUACUGCAUUUACAGAUUAACCAAGGGAAGAACUCAGAGUGUGAGCGGACUUGCCAGAAAUGGGUCCAGAAUCGAGACGGAGACUGUGGUUGGGGAACAGAACCAGACCUUGGCCACAAGUGAAGCCAUGGCUGGAAGAGAGGCUGAGACUAGAGUCAAGACUGAACCAGAAACUGGAGAAGGAGGUGAGCCUGUGGCUGAAGUAGACUCCAAGGACCCUGUUCUAGUUAGACCCAGUGGCAACUGUCAGGCCAAGACAAUGCUUGAGGAAGAGAUAGAGACCCAAUCUGAGUCCAGUUCAUUGGUGGAAACUGUGGUCAUGACAGAGGCAGUGACUUUGACUGAAUCCACAUCCCACGCCAAGGAAGUAACCAUGAAAGAGGCAGUUACGCAAACUGAUGCUGAGACUGAGGCAGUAGGCAAGAAAGAGGCAGUGACUCAGACCAAAGCUAAAGCUUGGGCAAUGGCUGGCAGGGCAGAGGUCAAGAAAGAAGCAAUGACCCAGACCAAAGCAGAAGCUCGUACAUUGGCUGAAAAAGAGACAGAAAUUAACAGAGUAACAGUGACACAGAGUGAGGUCUUGGCAGUGACGAAGGAAGUAGUCAAGAUUGGAACCAUGAAUGAGGCUGGAAUUGUGGCUGAAGCCACGAUAAAACCACUGGAAGAGACUGUGAGUGUGACUAGAACUCAAUCUGAGGAUAGGCUUGAUGCCACAGUUGAUACUAAGGAGAAUCCUAAUGAUAUGUCUGUCAUAGUGACUGGAGUGGACAUGAAGUCCUAUGCACAGUCUCAGGCUGUGGCCAUAAUCCAAAAUGAUGAUGUGGCUGGUGCUGAGGCUGACAACAAGGAGGAUCUCAAAAACAUGUCGAAGGCAGGGUCUGGGGUAGAUACGAAGGCUUCUGGUCAGCCUCAUAUUGCUGCCAACAUUCUGACUGAAGCUGUGCCAGGGGCAAAGAAUGAUGCUUGGGACCAUGCAAAUGACGUUUGUGAAAGAGAGGCAGAUAUAAGAACUUGUAUAAUACAACCUGAGACUGUGGCCAAGAUAGAGACUGAGGCAACGUCUGGUGCCAUGACGGAUGGUGGGAAAGAUGUCAAUGUUAAGGCAAUGACUGAUGCUGAUGUAACGGAUACCCAGCCUCAAGCUGUAACCAGUGAUCAGACUGAAGCCAUGCCCGAUGCCAAGGUUAAGGGUAAAGGUAAUAAUGCCAGUGCGGUGGCUAAAGCAGGGGCCAAGGCAAACACCAAAACCAAUUUGCAGGCUGAUGCCUUGCCUGAUACUGGGGAUAAAAACAGAAGUGAUAACCAUGUCACGGCUAAGGCAGAGGCUGGUAUAGACAUGGUUUCCAGUACCCAGACUGAGCCUGUGGCUAAGGACAAUGCCAAUACCAUAUGUAAGGAAGGAGCUCAGGCUACGGCCCAGAGCCAAGGUGAAGCCUUACCUAAUACUAAAGGUAAGGCUAGAGGUAAAGCUAAAGCCAAGUGUAAGGCAGCGGCUGGGACAGACACGAAAACGUGUGCACAGCCUCAGGCUGGGACCAAAACCCAAGCUGAGGCCUUGUCUGAUUCCAAGGUUGAUAGCAAAGGGGAUUCUAAUGCCGUUUCUAAAGCAGGGGCAAAGGCAGACCAGAAAGCUUGUGGUCAGCCACAGCCUGUGGUCAAUUGCCAGAAUGAGGCCUUGCCUGGUACUAAGAAUAAGGUCAAGGGCAAUCCGAAUCCUAUGCCUAAGACAGAGGCUGCGACAGCUACAACAAGCUCUGCCCAGACUCAUGUGACCAGUUCCCAGGGUGAGACGGCACCUGGAGCCAAGAAUAAGGCCAAGGGUAAUCGGAAUUCUGUGCCUAAAGCAGGAGCUGGGCCAGAUACAACGGGUUCUGCCCAGUCCCAGACUGUAGCCAAUUCCCACAGUGAGGCCUUACCUGGUGCCAAGAACAAAGUUAAGAGCAAUCCCAAUGUGCCUAAGGCAGAGGCUGGGGUGGGUGCCUCUCCCCAGUCUGUGGCCGUUUCCCAGGGUAUUGCCUUGACUGGGACCAAGACUAAGGUCAAGGGCAAUUCUAGUGCUGUGUCUAAACCAGAUGCUGGGGCAGGUACGGUGGGCUCUGCCCAUGCCAAGACUGUGGCAAAUUCACAGGGUGAGACCUUACCCGGUUCCAAGAAUAAGGUCAAGGGUAAUUCCAAUGUUGUACCUAAGGCAGAAGCUGGGGCAGGUACAACAGAUUCUAGUCAGCCACAGGCUGAGGCCUUGCUUGGUGCCAGAAAUAAGGUCAAGGGUAAUUCCAAUUCUGUGCCUAAGGCAGAGUCUGGGGCAAGUACAAUACUGGCUUUGGCUUCUUCCCAGGCUGAGGCCUUGCUUGGUGCCAGAAAUAAGGUCAGGGGCAGUUCCAACGCUGCGCCUAAGGCAGAGGCUGGGGUGGGUGCAAGGGGGUCUGCUCAGCCCCAGGCUGUGGUCAGUUCUCAGAAUGAAGCCUUGCUUGGUGCCAGGAAUAAGAUCAGGUCCAAUGCUGGUACUAAAUCAGGAGCAAGAACAGGUACAAGGAGCUCUGCUCAGCCCCAGGCUGUGGUCAGUUCUCAGAAUGAAGGUCUAUCCAGUUCACAGGUAGAAGCCGCUGCAGACAGUAGGGUCUAUGCAAAGCCUAUGGUAGGGACGGUACCCACUACUGAAAUGGUGACUGUGGCAGGUGCUCAGCCUAACGUUCAUGAUUAUUACUGGAAUGGCAUUGGUGUUGAGGACUGGAUUGCUGCUGAGCGGUGGAUCAAAUUUAGGUUUCAGACUAUAGAUGGAGACUGGGAGAAUAGUGUAUCCUGGACUGAAGAGGAGAGUGGAGCCGGUAUGGGGACCUGGAGUGGGGCAGCUAAUGACAAGGCUGGCAUUGUUAGCUCCUGGGCUGUGGCUUGUGAUGAAAAUAGCAUUAAGUCCUGGACUGGGGCUAGGACUGAGAAUGAGGUUGCUCUUGGGUCUUGGGUAGGUACUGCUGACCAGGCCAGUGGAGGACUCUGGGCAACAGCUCAGACUAGUGAUGGGACCUGGGUUGGAGACAAGGCCGCUGCAGGUACCUGGACUGGGGCAGAGAACCAGAUCAGUGCAGGUUCUUGGGUUGUCUCUGGAAACCAGGCCAUUGCCGGGCCUUGGGCUGUGAGUCAGGUCACUGAUGGGUCAUGGCCUGCAGUCCAGGCCAGUGGAGUGUCCUGGGUUGUGGACCAGGCUACUGGGACCUGGACUGUGGCUGAGAACCAGACUGGUGCAGUGUCUUGGGCUGGACCUGGCAAUAUAGUUAGUAUUGGAUACUGGACUGGGGCUGUAGAUCAGACUGGUGCAGUGCCCUGGACAGGGACUACUGAUCAGGUUGUUGGUGAUCCUAAGGCCAGUGAAAAGGGGUCUUGGGUUGUAGCUGGUGUCCAAACUAGUGGAGAGUCCAGGUUGGGAUCUGAGGAUCAGUCCAGUGGAAGGUCUUGGACUGAGACUGUAGACCCAGCCAGUGCAGCAUCCAGGCUUGGAACUGUAGAUCCAGCUGGUGGUACAUCCUGGGCUGGAACCGGGGACCAGGCUGGUGGAGGAUCUACGUCAGGGUCUGUAGACCAGUCCAGUAGUGUAUCAUGGGCUGGCACUAGGAAUCUGGCUGGGGAAAGAUCUUGGACUGGGACUGGUGAUCAGUCGAAUGGUGCAGCCAAACCUGGUUUUGAGAAUCAGACCAGUAAUGAAGGGUCUUGGGCUGGCACUGUUGGCCAGCCUAGUGGAGGUUCCAAGUCAGUGUCUGAGGAUCAGUCUGCUGGAAGAUCUUGGGCAGGUUCUGGAGACCAACUCAGUGGAGGGUUCUUGGUUGGGCCUUUAGACCAGGCCAAUGGAGAGUCUCAGCCUGUCUCUGGACAACUGGCUGUUAGUGGAGUAGAUCAGGCUAGUGGAGGAGGAUGCUGGACUGGUUCUGGGGACCAGACUGGUGGAGAAUCUAGGCUGGGUCCCAGGGACCAGUCGAAUGGAGAGGUUUGGCCUGGCACUGGAGAUCAGACCAGUGGAUGGUACUGUACUUACACUGGGACUCAGGCUAUUGGAGGAGCCCCUUGGGUUGGGGUCAGUGGUCAGGAUGUUGGAGGGUCAAAGCCAGUGCACAUGAACCAGUCUAGUGGUGGUACCUGGCUUGGCACUGGGACUCAGGUCAGUGCAGUGUCCUGGACUGGUGAUCAAGUUAGUGGUUGUUCCAAACCUGGAUUUGAGGAUCAGGCCAUUGGAGGAGGAUUCUGGGCUGGUGCUGGGGACCAGACCACUGCAGGGUCCAGGCCAGCUGUGUCUGAGGAUCAGUCUAGUGGAGGAGUUUCCUGGGGUGCUGCUGCUGGUCAUGUUAUUGGAGGUUCUGGAACAUGUCCCACUGAUCAGUCCAGUGGUGGGUCCUGGCCUGGCAUGGGGAGUCAGGUCAGUGGAGGAUCUUGGAUUGGGCCUGUGGAUCAGACUAGUACUAAAUCUGGAUUUGAAGAUCAGACAUGUGGAGGAAGCUCCUGGGCUGGUACUGGGGACCAGACUAGUGGAGAAUCCUGGCCUGGGUCCAGGGCUAGUAAUGAAGCCAGUGGAGGGUCUAGGCUAGAGUCUCAAGACCAGGCUAGUGGAGGGUCCUGGAUUAGGUCUGAGGAUCAGGCCAGUGGACGAUUCCUUGUCAGUGCUGAGGUGGAGGCUAAUGAAGGAUUUUGGUUUGGGCCUGGGAGUGAGGCCUUUAUAGGGUCUUGGUGCUGGACAGAAGAGGCUACUGUUUUGCCUGUAGCUGGGAUGAAAGAUGAGGCCAGUACUGAAUCCACAUCAGGGACUAGGGAAGAAACCAUUGUUAGUUCUGGCUUAGGGGAUGAAAAAAAGGCCAGUACUGAAUCCUGGACCAGAUCUGAAGAGGCAGGUCUUACAGGCACCCAUGCUGGGGGUGAGGCUGAGACUGUGGCUGGAGCUGAGGCUAAAGUUGAGCCUGAAUCUAAGACUAGAGCUGAGGCUGAGGCUGAGGCUGGAGCUGAGACCAAGGUUGAGGCUGAGGUGCGAGUGGAGCCUGGGGCUGAGGCUGGGGCAGCAGCUUCAACUGAUUCUGAAGCUGGAGCUGAGACAGGGGCUAGAGUUGAGGCAGGGGCUGGGGCUGAAGCUGGAAUGGGGCUUUGGGCCCGGAAUGGAGAGGGCACCACUAAAGGGUCUAGGCUUGUAGCUGAGGCUGAGGCUGGAGUUGAGAGAGGAGCAGAGGCUGAAGCUGAGACUGGGAAUAGCAUGGGAUUUUGGUUCUGGAAUGGAGAUGCAGCUACUAAAGGGUCUAAGCUUGGAACGGAGGCUGAGGCUGGAGUUGGGGCAGGGGCAGGGACAGGGACAGGGACAGGGACAGGGGCAGGGGCAGGGGCAGGGGCAGGGGCAGGGGCAGGGGCUCAAGCUGUGGCUGAGACCAGCAUGGGAUUUUGGUUCUGGGAUGGAGAUGGAGCCACUAAAGGGUCUAGGCUUGGGACUGAGGCUGAGGCUGGAGUUGGGGCAGGAGCUCAGGCUGGGGCUGAAGCUGUGGCUGGGACCAGCAUGGAAUUUUGGUCCUGGGAUGGAGAUGAAGCUGCUAAAGGGUCUAGGCUUGGGGCUGGGGCUGAGCCUGGGGCUGGAGUUGGGGCUGAAGCUGGGGCUGAGACCAGUUUGGGGUUUUGGUUUUGGAAUGAAGAUUCAACCACUAAAGGGUCUGGGCUUGGGGCUGAGGCUGGGACUGGCUUAGGGUCUUGGACUUUUUCUACAAAUGUAAAUGAUGGUGAAGAUGAUGAAGAGGAUGAACUAAGUAGAGAAUCCAGCCCUGGUAUUGAAGAGAUCAGUCUAAGAACCCUAUUUGGGGCUGAGAGUGAGGACAGUAAUGAUCUCAGAUCUACAAAUGAAAAAGAUGUCAAUUCUGAAUCUGGGACUGGGGAUAAGGCUGACGACACUAAAGAUCAGUUUAAUGCUGCUAAAGGAGUUGACAUAAGGUCUUGGUUCUAUACUGGUAAUGAAAACAGAUGUGAGGAUGAGUCUUCAUCUCAGGUGAAAGCCAAAAAGCCAAUGGUCCCUGGGGCAGGAAUGGGUGUAUGGGAUGGAACCAUUGUUUGUUCAGAAAGCAAGUUAUUACACAAAACCAGCUUUCCAGGUGAAGAUGGCUUUAGAAGGCAAGGCAAUACUGGAGUCAAGGUGCAUUCCUGCAACUGCCGCUGUAAACGUACUAUUAAUCUGGAUCCACAAGAUCUUGAAAGACUCAUUUGCAUGAUUGAAAUGACUGAAGAUCCUUCUGUUCAUGAAAUAGCCACUAAUGCUCUAUAUAACAGUGCUGAUUAUCCUUAUCCCCAGGAAAUUGAUCGGAAUAUAGGUGGAAUUUCAGUUAUCCAAAGCUUACUGAGCAAUCCCUACCCUAAUGUCCGGCAGAAGGCUUUAAAUGCACUGAAUAACAUCUCAGUUGCUGCUGAAAACCAUAGAAAGGUUAAGACAUAUUUAAGUCAAGUAUGUGAAGAUACUGUCACCUAUCCUUUGAAUUCAAAUGUGCAAGUGGCUGGACUAAGACUGAUAAAGCACCUGACUAUUACUAGUGAAUAUCAGCAUAUGGUUACCAAUUAUAUUUCAGAAUUUCUCCGUUUGUUGGCUCUGGGAAGCGGAGAAACUAAAGACCAUGUUUUAGGAAUGCUUGUGAAUUUCUCUAAAAAUCCAUCUAUGACAAGAGACUUGCUAAUUGCCAAUGCACCAACAGCACUGAUCAACAUUUUUAGCAAGAAAGAAACAAAGGAAAAUAUACUUAAUGCCCUUUUACUUUUUGAAAAUAUAAAUCGUCAUUUUAAAAAAAGAGGGAAAACAUAUCCGCAAGACCGGUUCAGUAAAACUUCCCUUUAUUUCCUGUUUCAACGACCUAAAGCCUGUGCCAAGAAACUUAGAGCCUUAGCAGCAGAUUGUAGUGACCCAGAGGUGAAAGAAAGAGUUGAGGUAUUAAUAAAUAAACUCUGAUCGGCUAUUUGUUUCCCCCAAAGUUUGAGUAACAUUUUCGUUUUACAUCUUGAACAUGAUGCACAUUGUAAAUUGCAUUAGAACUUUAAAACUCAUGUUGCCUGUGAGGAUCUGUAGCUGGACAAUUUUAGAAACACCAAAUAAGUUCAAGCUUGUACUGAAAAUACAUGUGUCAAUUUUUAUCUUGUCUGGAUUGAGAUAUUUUUAGUAUGCUUCAUGAGCAAGAACCAACCGAUUCUUCAUAAGUAAGGUAAUCUUUGGUCCUUUGUGUGGACUUAUGUUUAUACAUUUGAGACUUUAUUUUUAUGUCAUCAAUAAAGUUGUGUGUUUUAAGAA